UGAUAUACACUGAUAUAUAUGAUCUAAGGCUUGAUCGGGCUCGAAUCUAUCGUAAAAGAUGGCGGCGCUAACAAAACUUGGCAGAGUUUUGUGUGCACUUUCUGUGAAAAAUAAUAUUUAUUCAUAUAAUAUCGCGAGGCAUGUACAUUACCGGGACUGGCAACCUGGUCCAUGCCCACAAACGGAAGAGGAACGUAUCAAAGCAGCAAAGAAAUAUAAUCUUGUACCAGAAGAUUACAGAAUUCCUAAAGAUAAAGAUAAUGUUUAUGGUGACUAUCCUGAUUUGCCAUUUAUAGGACAGGCGUUAAAAGAUCCUUAUUACCCAUGGGACAGUCCAGAAUACAGGAGAAAUUUUAAUGAAACUGUGAAUAUGGACUUUGACAUAUGUGAUGAUCGUAAACUUGAUCCUGGUAAAAGGACACGAUUCUCAAUACUUUACAUGUUUUCAACUACUUUUUGUGUUUUUGGAUCAAUAUACCUAUUGUAUUUGUUGGGAAUGAAGUAUCCUUCCGUGAUACCAGUGACGGAAAAGCAGAUCCCUAAACCAGGUGUAACACAUUAUACAUUUGAACCACUUGAAUAAUUAAUGUGAGAAUGCAGUAAUGUUAAUCAAAUAUAAACAAAUAAAGGGUAGUAAUAUGCA
Molecule: messenger RNA, 643 nt
Organism: Orussus abietinus
Lineage: Eukaryota; Metazoa; Arthropoda; Insecta; Hymenoptera; Orussidae
Gene: ND-ASHI
Product: NADH dehydrogenase [ubiquinone] 1 beta subcomplex subunit 8, mitochondrial
Exons: 4
Coding region: 59-583 (174 amino acids)
Cellular component (GO): mitochondrion
Source: RefSeq, a predicted model, not a curated record